AAACGCGUAAAGCACAAGACGCCUUUUUAUUCUUCCAUUUUUUCUUGAGCUUUUCCUCGAACUCGUUACCUGCGACUUAAAAACAACGCCACCAUGCCUCCGUUGCACCACGGCCACGACCCGCCAACACAACCACCGCCUCCGAAACCCAACACGGCUCUUCUAUCUAUCAUUUUUAUGGCGAUGAUUAUGACUCUUAUAACCUUCUUCUUCUUCUUCCUCCUCCUCCUUGGCGUCGCUUCUCUCGUCUCAAUUCUUCUCCUUUUUAUGUCGCUCCACUGCCAACACCACAGCGGCGCCGAUAUCUCAGAUGGGUUCUCCCCCAGAGGCCUCGAGAAGCUCCCCCAAUUCAGGUUUUCGAAACGAUCGGAGGUUGAAAGCGACGGCGAAUGCGUGGUUUGUUUGGAGGGGUUUAAACAAGACCAGUGGUGCCGGGCUCUCGUCAAGUGUGGGCAUGUCUUUCAUAAGAAUUGUGUGGACACGUGGCUCGUUAAAGUAGCUGCGUGUCCGACUUGUCGUACGAGGGUUUGCUAGAUUGUGUAAGUCUAAUGAAAAUUUUGAGUUUUUUUUUUUUUUUUAAUUAGUAUUAUUAUUACCAAUAUAUGGUACCUGAUUAGGCUUUGUGCAAUUUAUAGUUUAAACUUGUGUUCGCUGAAUUUCUAAUUUGAUUUUCACUUA
Mangifera indica (mango) is the source of this 678-nucleotide messenger RNA. RefSeq names its product RING-H2 finger protein ATL56-like. The record is from RefSeq and is a predicted model, not a curated record. The coding region runs from base 94 to 534 and encodes 146 amino acids. The transcript has a single exon. NCBI's taxonomy places the organism in Eukaryota, Viridiplantae, Streptophyta, Magnoliopsida, Sapindales, Anacardiaceae.